Thunnus maccoyii (southern bluefin tuna) is the source of this 3145-nucleotide messenger RNA. RefSeq names its product trafficking regulator of GLUT4 (SLC2A4) 1a (gene trarg1a). The transcript has 4 exons. The record is from RefSeq and is a predicted model, not a curated record. Gene Ontology annotation, cellular component: membrane. NCBI's taxonomy places the organism in Eukaryota, Metazoa, Chordata, Actinopteri, Scombriformes, Scombridae. Bases 259 to 840 code for a protein of 193 amino acids.
AGUCACUGUGAUGCUGCAGACAGUGGAGGAGAGGAGGAGAAAGUGGCUCAUUUCAAGGCAUGCUUUAAGAGAGACGCUUCACCUUCAUCCGUCUUCACUCCCAAAAGGAGAGAGGGAAAAAACGUUUAGGUUACUUUUCAAUAUUCAAACAGACUUAAAGGAAAGUGGUCUGGAUCGAGCCGGGCGACAGGAGGUCCUCUGACUAAUUUGCUGGUCCUCCUUGGAUGUAUCAGAGAGGAGGGGAGCUUUUCUUUGGAAAUGAUUCAAACGGCGGAUGUGAAGGAAGAGCUGAACAUGGCCAUCAACACGGACGCCGACUUCCAGAAGUCCAACUUGGGUGAGGGUGGAGGAGGCGCGCCGCCUUUGGACUCCCAGGAGACGGAGAAGCUGCUGGCGGUGACCACCGAGCCUGGAGUGAAUGGGAUGAAGAUGUCCACCUCCUUCACGGUCAACAUGGGCGGCGACAAGGACCUGGAGGCCGACCAGAAUGGCCACAGCGUCGCCGUGAGAUCGGGCUCCGCUGGGCAGCUGGCCGCCGCCGCCCCCCUCUCCCCGUCUAAGGCCAGUCUGAGUCGCUCCUCCACCGGGAACGCCACCGUGCAGGAGACCCCGAAGCCCAGGGAUUACCUCAUCCUGGUCAUCAUGUCCUGCUUCUUCCCCGUGUGGCCCGUCAGCAUCGUCGCACUGGUGUACUCCAUCAUGUCCAGAAACAGUCUCCAGGCGGGGGAUAUGGACGGGGCCAGGAGGCUGGGUCGACUGGCUCGUCUGCUCAGUAUCGUCUCCAUCGUCCUAGGUGUGGUCAUCAUCACAGUCUACAUCUCAUUUGCAGCAUCAAAGUGACACAGAGGACCUGGGGGAGAAAAAUGAACCGUGAAAGCCAAACCACGGAUGCAACAAAAAAAAAAAAAGCCCGUUCCAAAACAAAAGAUGAAAUGCAAUUCCUAACUUUAUGCCAUAUUGUAAUUACAUCAUGACCACCUUCCGAAAGCAAAAAAUGGGCAUCCAAUGAGAGUGGGUGCUGCAGCAAAUAAACUAAUAAAAACUCAGAGAAAAAAAUCAUUCAGAGAUGCAUGCAUUAGAAUCCAGUAACAUUUGCUUGACAAAAAUAAUGAAAAACCUGAUGUAAAAUUGUUCAGGUUAAAACAGAGGGAAAAGAAAAUGCAGAUUUGUAUGUAUUCAGGAGAACUCUUUUUGGAAUAAAGGACUUCUUGAGAUGAAGAGGAUGAUCCCUGCGUGAGGACAGAAUGAGACUUUUUCUAUGUCUGGGAUGGGGCUUGUUUCAAAAACGGAUUUUGGAUUUGGACUUCAAACUUUGGACAGCUGCAUAUAAUCCUCAUAUAUUCCUUACCAAGCCUCCUGCAUUCAAAGCAUAUACAGCUACAAAUAUAUUUGAAAUAUGGAUAUAUUAAUAUAUAUAUAUAUAUAUACAUAUAUAUAUAUAUAUAGAUGUACAUUUUAUAAAAUGUUUGUAUGCCAAGUGGUGCUGGGUUUGUUAAGGCUGUCACAACGGCUGUUUUGUCGGCACUUGGAUUAUCGGUGGAUAUUCAAGGGUUUGUGAAAGGGGGCAGGGAACACAUUUUCAAUUUUUGUUAUUUAUUAUGAUUUUUAUGAACUAAAAAAAAAAAGAGACCACUGCAUGCCUGAAUGUAGAACCAAAUUCCUGCCUUUGUUUCGACUGUUAUUAGUUGUCUCUUUUCUUAUCAUGGAGUCAGAGAGGCAAACAGGUUUGCACAUGGAAGAGCGAUUUGUGUACAUUACGUGUGAAGUCCAGCCACUGAAGAAUGUGUGAGGACUGAGAUUUAACCCUCUAACACCCCCAAUGUCUCCAAGACCUCUUUUACCUUGUUUUGUGUUGGUAGAGACUGACACGCAUGCAAAACCUGCCACCAAUGACUUAUUUUCCAAUCAGUUCCUCUGAUCCUUUUCCACCAAACCUUAGUGGCUGCCACUUCUCAGUUUUGUCUUUGAUCCUUCAUCUUGUACCCUUAAACUCCAUUUUACAUUUCACCUUUUACUACCUUUCUACACCUGUUUUCCAUUACCAUUCCUAAAUUGUGAUACAUUGACUGUUAAAUGCCAUUGUUUCACUGAAUGUUUUUUUCCGCUCCUUGUAUCGGUAUGAAAUGUAUUUAUAUGGGAAAAUAUAUAUGCAAUAUGUACGCAUGCUAUGGGCUUCAGGCUUAUACACAUUUAUUUUUUUGUAAAUGAACAGGCCUAUGAGUUUGACUGAGUAGCAAACAGCAUUUAAAGACUGUUUCUUGGAGAUCUAAGCACAGCAGAUUGUCUGUGUUCAUCACUUUAUCAGAGAAGUCACUGUAUUAUGUCCACUGUGGCUACACUGUUGUAUUGACACAUUACAGGCUUAUGCUACAAGCACAUGCAGAAUCACUGUAAGACCAUGUCACAUUCGUUUAAAUCCAUAACUUUUCUUUCAUCUUUAAUGCUUACAUUUUCAAUUUUUGCAAUUUAAAUCAGGAAUCAUUUGGACCAAGUCCUUUUAAGAUAAAAAUAAAAAGUGAUACCCACAGAAUUUUCUUAAAUUUUACUUAUUUAAGGGCUGAUAUGUUAGUGAAACAAGGAAAACAAUAGCUAUGAAAUAUCUAAAUAAAGAUUAAAUUAAUCAGACUAUGCAGCUAAUUCCUGAGAUUACCAGGCUUGACUGACUCUGCCAAGUCCUAAAAUGAAAAUGAAGUUUAAGGCUGACCAACUGUGAUCUGUUUUAUCAAUUACAUUCCAUCGGUAAAGAUCGGUAAAGAUUUCCCGUUAACUACCAUGAGGAGAUGUUACAUUAUGCCUGAAAUUAGAGUGUGUCAUUUCUGAUGGUCACAACAAAGCCCUGGUAAUGUGUGCUACUGUUCUACUGUUAUUCUCUAAUAUUCCAUUUUUUCAUCUCUGAUAUGAUGGUCGGGAGCUAAAUGUUUAGUCUAAGCACUGUUCUGUCAGUAAAACAGUUAAAAACCUUCAUUUCAUUCUUAUAUGCGACUGUGUUUCUUUUCCAGUAUACUGUAUGCGCCAGUUUUCAUCUCUGUGGUGUACAUUUUGCAUGUCUGGAAUAAACGUUACCAUGCAUGGUCUGAGUUUUGCCUUUGAUGAUGACAGCAGGUAACGAUAUGAAAUUAGUUUAGAGGACAGAACAAGGCUAAGA